GCACCUGUUCACAAGCUCCCGGGGAUCCCAGGUGCGGGCAACCGGGAAAUUCCACGCCCCGCGGAGACCCGCCAGCUCUGGGGAGGGGAAAGGGGGACGCGCAAUCCAGUGACGCUCCCGGGCAAAUAUCCCAGAUUGUGCCUUUUUAGCCAAGAAGUAUGGAGGUGAUUCAUGGCAGGCCCUACUGUUGCAGGGAGUUAGAAAGAGCUGACAUUCUCUCAGACACUUUGUUCUCUAAUGAACUACACACUCCGCUACUAUCAACCACUCGCCCAACUGCCUCAGAAGACAGGUAUCAGGAAUUAAGGGAGUCACUCCACCAAUGUAAGCUUCCAUGGGGUGCUGAAAGGGAAUAUGGUGGGAUUAUACCGAUUUCACUGCCUGAUGAACACAGGCCAAAAUAUGAACCUCCUUGUGUCAUGGGCAAAGGACAUCAGCAUUAUGGAUUUGGUGGAGAAACCUGGCCAAGAAAACUUCCUAUUGAACAAUACUAUUAUUUGACACGGAACCAAAAAAGUGACGUCUAUGGAAAUGAUUCCUUGUUGCCCAAACCAUCUAAUUCAACAAUAAGCGAAAUCUGCUUACCAUAUCCAAUUGAUCACCCUUACCAUACACACAUCUCUCGUGGAGCCAUGUUCCCGACCUUUACGUCACCUAAGGAGCUCUACAAUGGUAUUAAAGCCUGCACUCACCAGCCAUUUGCUCCCACGGUGCCAACCAAGACCUAUGAUUCAACAAUUUUGAAGACAAGAGGUAAUCCUUACAGAUAUGAACUGCUUGAUUUUCCCACGGAUUCAAAGAAGAAAUCAUUGACGUGGCCAGGUCAGGAUGUGUAUUAUGAUAUUCCUAAAUGUGCAGAGAAAAAUAAGCCAACAUUCUACCCAAAACCACCUAAAACUUUCGCUCCCAACACUUCUUUAAAUACAUGGGAUGUUCUUAAGUCCAUAAAAGAAGCCAACAUACGAAGAAAUCUUGAAAGGUCCCAUUGGAUCUCUUCAUACAAUCAUGAUUUUACAGGUCUGGGACCCAUGAACCCCCUUGAACUGGAUGAUUACCACGAAAAGGAGGUAGCAGAAUUAACUGGACAGAAAGGAUUUGACCCACAGCCUCAAGAAAAAUUCCACUCUAUUUUAAAACCCUUCAGACCCUUGGAAGGGCGAAUCGCCCGACUUACUCAGAAUCGACGUCCUCUGGAGGCUAUUAUCCAGCAAAGUCCACGUUCCUGUCCAGAUUGUACCCCUAAUGUUUUGUGUACUUUUCAUACCUUUAUACCCAGUUCUGUAGAAAUGAUGGCACUGAGUGAUAAUAUACCAGCUGACGUGACCCAUAAAAACCAGAAUAUUGAAGAGAAGAUCAAGGAAGAACAAAGCUUACUAUCUAACUACUCACUCAAACCUUCUUACUCAACAAAGGAUCUGACUAGCAUUUAUGACAUAAAACCAUUUCCAAAAAUCACAGAUACUAAAAAGACAGAAGAUUUGUACUGGAGACAGCUGUCAUCAAAACCCCGACCUAUAUCUUACUGUAAAUCAAGCGAAUACAUUCCCUAUGAAUGCUCUAAAUCUACCCUAUACAAUCCAUAUAAUAUAUGUAGAAACCGGGUUAGCUUUGCUAAACCUAGUCUUUUACAAACCAAACCAGACAUGGAAAUAAUCAAUUUAGAACGUAAAUAUUUAGGUAAGCCAGAAGAACAGCUGGGCUUGAACAUGGAAAAAAACGAAGAAAUAAGAUCUAUUCUGGGUUGGAUUCCUAAAGCUGGAGUGGCCAAGCCUCAGACCAACCUUCUGGAUCUUAAGAACUCUUUCUCAAAAACUGGUGCACAAAAACGUUUCUAUAAAUCAAUUCUAGACGACCAUAAAGACCUUAGGGAUAAGGUGAAUUCAGGGAUGAAACACCAAUUCUAUGGCCAUAAUUCCUAUGAUUUCUAUAAUUGA
Marmota flaviventris (yellow-bellied marmot) is the source of this 1934-nucleotide messenger RNA. It is a transcript of the gene Spmip4, whose product is annotated as sperm microtubule inner protein 4. Gene Ontology annotation, cellular component: centrosome. The record is from RefSeq and is a predicted model, not a curated record. NCBI's taxonomy places the organism in Eukaryota, Metazoa, Chordata, Mammalia, Rodentia, Sciuridae.